GAAGCAUGAUCAGAUAAGACGUUAACAUGGACAAUACAGUAACGUGUGGCAUUUCACUAGAGGAGCAAUCAUGUAUUUGCCUUGAAAUGACAAGACCUUUGCUUUUCAUCUGCAAAGACCUCAACUCCUUCUAACGACUGAUUCUGCACCAGCUUUUGCCAGUAGGAGCUAAUCCCUUCUCAAGUCUUUGCAAGAUGUCUGUGAGAACUCUGCCCUUGGUUUUCAUUAAUCUCGGUGGAGAGAUGCUUUAUAUACUGGACCAACGCCUGCGAGCUUUCAACACGUCUGAGGACAAUUCCGAGAAAGGAGUGUGGUCAGAAAAUGACAGAAAAAGAGUUAUGAACGACAUCGUUGGGACCCUGUUUAGUAAAUCUUUCAUGGACGAACUUCUCAAACCUCAGCAGCUGUAUUCCCACAGGACAAUGAAAACGGUGCUAACUCGGCUAGCGCACACCUCCAUCAUGAGGCUGAACCCCGCCAGCAUGGACAGGCUUUACGAGCUGAUGAUCAUGGCUUUCAAACAUCAAGUCUUCCUUUGUCCACGGCCAAAAGAUCUGCUGCUCAUCUCGUACAAUCACAUAGACACCAUCAAAGAAUUUGUAAAAGACACACCCGUUGUCGUGAAUCAAGUGAAUGAAACACACAGGAAAAUAAUUGAGGUAUACUCAUCUUUAUCAGAAGGCGAAUUCCAGCUUCUCAGACAGACGCUGCUCAUAUUUUGCCAAGACAUGAAUAUUCGAGUGUCACUUUUCCUAAAAAUUAAAAUCCAAAAUCCCAACGGACGUUUUGCGAUGACGACUGCAGGGCCGGUGCCUCAUGGGAUUGACGUCCCAGGACUUAUUAGGACGUUUGACAGUAAAGGCAGAGAAGUGAGACGACGCGAGUUCCCCAAUGGAGGAAGUUACACCAGCCCCAUCAGAGAGGGGUCUUUUGAGCUGCAUGGAGACAGAGUGAUCAGACUGGGCGUGAACAUGUACACAGCAGACCAUCCAGAGGAGACACACACAACCAAGACCCCCUCUGUUAAGCCAAACGACACACCCAACCUUCUGGCAAAGGAGGAGCUCAACCUGCUGGCACGUCUGAUGGGCAGUGUGAAGGCUGUGAACAUGCCCGGAGCUGAACCUGGUUUUAGAAUCAACCUGUUUAACACAGACCAGGAGGAGGAUGAGGCGGGAGCUUCGGCAGGAGCCGGGGAGUCGUUGUUUGGAGUGAUAAAUAUUCAAGCGAUGCAGGAUGAACAGGUUGCUACUGAGCUGGCUCUUAUCGCCGGACAGUUCGCGGAAAAAGAAGAGGAGUCUGAAAAUCAAAGCGCCAACAAAGGUGACGAGCUGCUGGCCAUGAUGGACGACCUGUGACUUCGAUUGUUUAUCACUGAACUAAUGAGAUUAUUUUAAUUUUGAGGCCAAAAAACAGGGCGCUAGAUGAAAUCACGCUGUGUCUACACCGACUCAACAGUCCACUGAAUGUAGAAGUGUUUUCACAGCUUUGAUGAUUAUCUUGAAUCUGAAAAUACUUGUUUUCAUCAUUUCAUUUGGAUCAUAUGAACGGACAACAAAUUGCGACAGCUGAAAUAUUUUAGUGUGUAUUUUCUAACAAGUUUAUGUUUGCAAUAAAGCAUUCAUUUGAAUAUUUAUGUCCAUGUUUUCUGUAUGUUUUCAUACGCUGUAAAUUAGAUGAGUUAGCCACACACUAUUUUAUUUAUGCAAGUAUUAUUUGGGAGCCGUAAUUAUGUUUGAAAGAGCUGACAGGUUAAAGCUUGAUUAAUUGAUCAACAGGCAGUUAAUUAGCAGCUCUUUUUUAUAAUUGCUGUAAUUGAAAUCACUGUUUAGGUGUAUAAGGAAUAAAAUAUUGCAUAUAUAUGUUAAAAUAUGAAAAUAUUAGUUUAUUCAUCACUUUUAUGCAUUUUAAACUCACCAGUCUUUUCCCUUACACAUCUUUAAAGUUCUGUGUUUCUUUGAGAUGUGUGUGAGACCCUUUUCUGGUUCAGUGAAGUUAUAUGAAUAUGUUGGUAGUGUGAGGUAGUAGGAGUUUAUUAGUUUUGUGCAGCAGCCUGCAGAGAGCGCUGUCGUGCUGGUGUUAAAAAAAAACUGAAAAGCUUCUUGUUGACCCAGCUAAAACUUUAAAUAAACACCAAAUAAGCAAUAAUAGAAAGCAUUCACUUAUUAUUUCAGAAGGAUAUUUUCGCCAGUAUCACAGUUAGGCUCUUGGAUCAUGUGUGCAACAAUCUGUGCAAAAAUAAAUGAAUACAUUUCUAACAGCUAUCAAUGCUAAAUGAAUCUAUU
Messenger RNA from Mugil cephalus (flathead mullet), 2285 nucleotides. RefSeq names its product organic solute carrier partner 1a (gene oscp1a). Gene Ontology annotation, cellular component: plasma membrane; cytoplasm. Gene Ontology annotation, biological process: transport. The record is from RefSeq and is a predicted model, not a curated record. The coding region runs from base 195 to 1358 and encodes 387 amino acids. The transcript is spliced from 11 exons. NCBI's taxonomy places the organism in Eukaryota, Metazoa, Chordata, Actinopteri, Mugiliformes, Mugilidae.